UCGGCGGGGAGCCGCGACUACCGCAUCACCGCUGACGUGGGGGCGACGUGGGGUCGGCGCGGGCUGAGCGGCAGCGCCGCUGCGGAGCGGCCGUCGGGCUCGUCGUCCCCACCUCCUCGCGUCCGUAAGCAGUGACGAGGUCCGCUACGUAAAUCCCUUCGCGGCGGGAUAAAUAAAGAAGAAAAGGAGGAAGGAGCAAAGCUUUGAUUGCACAUGUCUUGAUAAUGAGUAAAUGUAGCAGGAAAAAGUAUAUUAAGGCAAAUAUCAGACAAAUGACCAUGGAAACAAUUGAAUCUCCACAGGAUGGAAGCAUAAUAAAUUCUGUGGUAGAGCGAGAUUCUGGUCAUAUGCAAACUCAGAGUGGCCAGAAUUCAAUCCCCACUCUAGCUCAGGGUUCUCAGUGGAUGUGGUGGCAUCAGCAUAACCUAUGUUUCAGACAUCCCAUAGAAGAAGAUUAUUCUUCAGAGGAUCUGGAACAAAAGGUUUCUGUAGCUGGAUCAGGCAUCAGAAGAGGCUGUCCAGCUGUGACUCUAGUGCAGUUACCUUCAGGCCAAACUGUGCAGGUCCAGGGAGUAAUUCAGACACCACAGCCAUCGGCUUUUCAGUCACCACAAAUACAAACUGUUCAGGUAGCAACAAUUGCAGAGACAGAUGAAUCUGCAGAAUCAGAAGGUGUAAUUGAUCCACAUAAACGCAGAGAAAUCCUUUCGCGAAGACCCUCUUAUAGAAAAAUACUGAAUGAACUUUCCUCGGAUGUGCCUGGUAUUCCCAAGAUUGAAGAAGAAAAAUCAGAGGAAGAAGGAACACCCCCUAACAUCGCUAUGGCAGUGCCAACUAGCAUAUAUCAGACUAGCACGGGGCAAUACAUUGCUAUAGCCCAAGGUGGAGCAAUCCAGAUUUCUAACCCAGGAUCUGAUGGUGUUCAGGGACUGCAGGCACUAGCAAUGACAAAUUCAGGAGCUCCUCCACCAGGUGCUACCAUUGUACAGUACGCAGCACAAUCCGCAGAUGGCACACAGCAAUUCUUUGUCCCAGGCAGCCAGGUUGUUGUUCAAGAUGAGGAAGCUGAGCUUGCCCCAAGUCACAUGGCUGCUGCCACAGGUGACAUGCCCACUUACCAGAUCCGGGCCCCUACUACUGCAUUGCCACAGGGCGUAGUGAUGGCCGCCUCACCAGGAAGUUUGCACAGCCCCCAGCAGCUAGCGGAAGAAGCAACACGGAAACGGGAGCUGAGGUUAAUGAAAAACAGGGAAGCUGCUAAAGAAUGUCGACGUCGAAAGAAAGAAUAUGUGAAAUGUCUGGAAAGUCGAGUUGCAGUGCUGGAAGUUCAGAACAAGAAGCUUAUAGAGGAACUUGAAACCUUGAAAGACAUUUGCUCUCCCAAAACAGAUUAGUAGAAAUAUUUAACUAUGAACUGACUACAGCAUGUACAGUUGCUUUUUUGAAAGCAAUACAAUAUAUAGCCGGCAAGAAUAAUGGCUUUUUCUUUGUAUUAUUCAUCUUCCUUUCUCAUCUCUUAACAUUCCUAAAAUGCUUCACUGUACGUACUUAACUCUUAGCCCAAACUACAAUUUUUAAAAAGAGAGAAACUGUAAAAAAAAAAAAAAUGUAUGUAAAAAUUCUUGAAAUAUUUGUAAGACUUGUUCCAAUGCGACAUAUUUGCAGUUCCCAACUUCUGUGUCAUAAAUAGUGUCCUUUGCAAUAAAAUUUCACACAGAUCUUAAAAAAAAAAUCAUUUUAGGAAAGGAUGAUCAAAGAUGCAUCCAGCAGUACAAUAAAUCAAACCACAAAAAUACCUCAGGAAAUAAUGGAAAGUCUAUCUAAUUAUAUGCCUAUAUGACAAGAAUAGCCUAGGAAUGAAUUUAUGGCAUUUAUAGAUUUUUAUAUUAGUGGCUUUGUAAAGAAACUAUUGUAUUGCUGUCCUUUAAUGCCGUAAAGACAUUUUUUUAAUAGAACCAUGUCAGUUGUAUUUU
Messenger RNA from Dipodomys spectabilis (banner-tailed kangaroo rat), 1973 nucleotides. It is a transcript of the gene Crem, whose product is annotated as cAMP responsive element modulator. Lineage: Eukaryota; Metazoa; Chordata; Mammalia; Rodentia; Heteromyidae. Gene Ontology annotation, cellular component: nucleus; ATF4-CREB1 transcription factor complex. The coding region runs from base 225 to 1394 and encodes 389 amino acids. The transcript has 11 exons. The record is from RefSeq and is a predicted model, not a curated record. Gene Ontology annotation, biological process: regulation of transcription by RNA polymerase II. Gene Ontology annotation, molecular function: protein binding; RNA polymerase II cis-regulatory region sequence-specific DNA binding; DNA-binding transcription factor activity, RNA polymerase II-specific.